AUGGCUCUUAUCGACUUAGAAGUAAACAUAUUAGCUUACUCUUGGGCAAAAUGUCUGAAAGACUCCAGUAAACCAGUGAGGUCGAGAGACCAUUCCCGAUUUUUGGAUGUUCCCGGCAGAAUUUACACGGCAAAAAAACAAUGCGAGGUUCUUCUAAGGGAUAAGGACGCAGUGAUAGCUCCAAGUCAACAAUUGUCUGAAAUUUGCUACAACUUGCAAUGUAAAACGCCUCACAGAAGCGGAUUUUAUUUUGCAGGGCCUGCUUUAGAUGGUACGCCCUGUGGAUCUGGAAAGUACUGUUACGGUGGACACUGUAGUUCAAGACAACUACCUAAACCAGUGCAGGUGACUCCAGGUGGGUGGAGUUCUUGGAUGAAGAGUUCUUGUUCCUCUGGAUGUUUAAGUAACGCGAAGGGUAUCCAAAUGAGCACUAGGGAAUGCAAUAAUCCACCGCCAAAGAACACUGAUCAAGGCUGCGAGGGAACCAAUAGACAGUUCAAUUUUUGCAAAGACGAUAAG
Sitophilus oryzae (rice weevil) is the source of this 519-nucleotide messenger RNA. Its product is annotated as A disintegrin and metalloproteinase with thrombospondin motifs 5-like. Gene Ontology annotation, molecular function: metalloendopeptidase activity. The annotation marks the transcript as partial. Gene Ontology annotation, biological process: extracellular matrix organization. The transcript is spliced from 3 exons. The record is from RefSeq and is a predicted model, not a curated record. Lineage: Eukaryota; Metazoa; Arthropoda; Insecta; Coleoptera; Curculionidae. Gene Ontology annotation, cellular component: extracellular matrix.